Nanorana parkeri is the source of this 1605-nucleotide messenger RNA. Its product is annotated as glycine-rich cell wall structural protein-like. Lineage: Eukaryota; Metazoa; Chordata; Amphibia; Anura; Dicroglossidae. The transcript has a single exon. The record is from RefSeq and is a predicted model, not a curated record. The coding region runs from base 1 to 1605 and encodes 534 amino acids.
AUGGCUGGAAGAAGGUGUGGAAUGGCCAUCGCUGGUGGAGGGUGUGGACUGACCAUCGCUGGUGGAGGGUGUGGAGAGGCCAUCACUGGUGGAGGGUGUGCAGUGGCCAUGGCUGGAGGAGGGUGUGGAGUGGCCAUCACUGGUGGAGGGUGUGUAGAGGCCAUGGCUGGAGGAGGGCGUGGAGUGACCAUCACUGGUGGAGGGCGUGGAGAGGCCAUGGCUGGAGGAGGGUGUGGAGUGACCAUCACUGGUGGAGGGCGUGGAGAGGCCAUGGCUGGAGGAGGGCGUGGAGUGACCAUCACUGGUGGAGGGCGUGGAGAGGCCAUGGCUGGAGGAGGGUGUGGAGUGACCAUCACUGGUGGAGGGCGUGGAGAGGCCAUGGCUGGAGGAGGGUGUGGAGUGACCAUCACUGGUGGAGGGCGUGGAGAGGCCAUGGCUGGAGGAGGGUGUGGAGUGACCAUCACUGGUGGAGGGCGUGGAGAGGCCAUGGCUGGAGGAGGGUGUGGAGUGACCAUCACUGGUGGAGGGCGUGGAGAGGCCAUGGCUGGAGGAGGGUGUGGAGUGACCAUCACUGGUGGAGGGCGUGGAGAGGCCAUGGCUGGAGGAGGGUGUGGAGUGACCAUCACUGGUGGAGGGCGUGGAGAGGCCAUGGCUGGAGGAGGGUGUGGAGUGACCAUCACUGGUGGAGGGCGUGGAGAGGCCAUGGCUGGAGGAGGGUGUGGAGUGACCAUCACUGGUGGAGGGCGUGGAGAGGCCAUGGCUGGAGGAGGGUGUGGAGUGACCAUCACUGGUGGAGGGCGUGGAGAGGCCAUGGCUGGAGGAGGGUGUGGAGUGACCAUCACUGGUGGAGGGCGUGGAGAGGCCAUGGCUGGAGGAGGGUGUGGAGUGACCAUCACUGGUGGAGGGCGUGGAGAGGCCAUGGCUGGAGGAGGGUGUGGAGUGACCAUCACUGGUGGAGGGCGUGGAGAGGCCAUGGCUGGAGGAGGGCGUGGAGUGACCAUCACUGGUGGAGGGCGUGGAGAGGCCAUGGCUGGAGGAGGGUGUGGAGUGACCAUCACUGGUGGAGGGCGUGGAGAGGCCAUGGCUGGAGGAGGGUGUGGAGUGACCAUCACUGGUGGAGGGCGUGGAGAGGCCAUGGCUGGAGGAGGGUGUGGAGUGACCAUCACUGGUGGAGGGCGUGGAGAGGCCAUGGCUGGAGGAGGGCGUGGAGUGACCAUCACUGGUGGAGGGCGUGGAGAGGCCAUGGCUGGAGGAGGGCGUGGAGUGACCAUCACUGGUGGAGGGCGUGGAGAGGCCAUGGCUGGAGGAGGGCGUGGAGUGACCAUCACUGGUGGAGGGCGUGGAGAGGCCAUGGCUGGAGGAGGGUGUGGAGUGACCAUCACUGGUGGAGGGCGUGGAGAGGCCAUGGCUGGAGGAGGGCGUGGAGUGACCAUCACUGGUGGAGGGCGUGGAGAGGCCAUGGCUGGAGGAGGGUGUGGAGUGACCAUCACUGGUGGAGGGCGUGGAGAGGCCAUGGCUGGAGGAGGGCGUGGAGUGACCAUCACUGGUGGAGGGCGUGGAGAGGCCAUGGCUGGAGGAGGGCGUGGAGUGACCAUGGCUGGUUGA